AUGCCUCCCAAGAAGUCUACCACCGCUUCUACCAAGAAGGCCGCUGCCGCCGCCCCGGCACAUGGCUCCUACAUCGAUAUGGUCAAGGAUGCUAUCAUCAGCCUCAAGGAGCGCAAUGGUUCAAGCCGUCAAGCCAUCCAGAAGUACAUUAAGGCCAACAACAACUUGGGCAACCCCACCGAUGCCAUGUUCAAGAGCCGCGUCAAUGGCGCCAUCCGCAAAGGUCUCGAGAGUGGCGACUUCAGCUUCCCCAAGGGCCAAAAGUCCGGCAGCAUAAAGCUCGCGAAGAAGGAUGCGAAGGAGGCCAAGCCUGCCGCUGCAAAGAAGGAGAAGGCCGAGCCCAAGAUUGAGAAGAAGGCCGCCGCUCCCAAGGCCAAGAGGGCCGCCACCACUACCAAGGCUAAGGCACCCGCCUCUAAGGCUGCAGCUACCAAGAAGCCCACCAAGGCAGCGCCCAAGAAAGAGACUAAGACCACCACCAAGAAGGCCGCUGCAGCUAAGCCUAAGGCCAACGCCAGCAAGCCUCGCAAGGCUGCUGCCGACACCAAGGCUGCUCCCGCUGUUCCCAAGGAGGACUUCGCGGUUCUCAGUAAGACCAAGUCUGGCCGUGUCACUAAGACCAAGGCCGCAGCUCCCAUCAAGAAAACACCCACCAAGAAGGCCCCGGCGGCUAAGAAGGCAGCAACAACCAAGAAGAGCACACCCAAGCGUGCAACGCCCAAGAAGGCAGAGGCAUAA
Molecule: messenger RNA, 738 nt
Organism: Didymosphaeria variabile
Lineage: Eukaryota; Fungi; Ascomycota; Dothideomycetes; Pleosporales; Didymosphaeriaceae
Exons: 6
Coding region: 1-738 (245 amino acids)
Biological process (GO): nucleosome assembly
Cellular component (GO): nucleosome
Molecular function (GO): structural constituent of chromatin; DNA binding
Source: RefSeq, a predicted model, not a curated record